AUGGUCUCAUAUAUGGCCUUGAUUGUGGGAGAGGAUGACGGUGGCAACCUGUUCACUCCGCAGCAGUAUGAAGAAUACAAGAGAAGAGUGGUCCCCAUGCGCAUGCAGAAUCGCCUCUAUGUGAGCUUCGGGGCCCCUGGGGGCAUCGACUGCAAAGCCAUUGGCCCCGAGAGCCCCUGCUUCUGCACGCACAGGUACAAGCAGCACCAGACUGAGCUGGAAGAAGUGCCCACACAGCGCCCCCUAUUGCUGCCAUGUCGUGUGCAGGGCUGUGUGUGCUCAGAGUACCAGUAUGUCCCCCACAUGGGCUCCAGGCCAGUACGCUGCAGCUGCAAACAUCUGCCCCAGGACCACGCCGCCUCCUCAGGACACCCCUGUACUCGAUGCUCAUGUCCAGGCUUUCGGAGUCCGUCGGUCUGUGGCUGUGGUCAGCCCUACUCUGCUCAUCGCACACUGGUGGAGAGCAGAGAGGAGAGGCAGGCCCGUGGAGCUGCUUUGGGAUGGGACGUCCCAUACGCUGCCAUGGGGGGGAUAACCGGCUACAGCUCUCUGAUGGACGGGUACCUCAGGGUGGCUCCCUGA
Knipowitschia caucasica is the source of this 582-nucleotide messenger RNA. NCBI's taxonomy places the organism in Eukaryota, Metazoa, Chordata, Actinopteri, Gobiiformes, Gobiidae. The record is from the annotation of a GenBank genome assembly.